Leptomonas pyrrhocoris is the source of this 1953-nucleotide messenger RNA. RefSeq lists its product as hypothetical. Bases 424 to 1953 code for a protein of 509 amino acids. Lineage: Eukaryota; Euglenozoa; Kinetoplastea; Trypanosomatida; Trypanosomatidae. The record is from RefSeq and is a predicted model, not a curated record. The transcript has a single exon.
GCUGAGAUAGAAAAAAAAAAGAUAUUUCGUACACUGGUGAUUCCUUUGGUGUACUCGACCCAGCCGCGCACGUAGAACACCGAGAGAAGAAGAAUCAAGGGUGAUCUUGUGUUUUGCAAGCAGGCACGUUUUGCGUCUUGGUGAAACAAACUAAAAAGAGAGUCCAAGCACCACCGAUCGCGCUCCUGAUAGAUUUUUUUUUGGCAACGGGCUUGUUUUUACGUAGACCUUUUUUUUUGGAGUUUGUAGUGCUUCUCUUUUGUAGAAGCUCGCUGCACGAAACCGUCUGGUCAGGCACGGAGCGCAACCCACUUCCGUCCGACACCCCCCACACCCCUGCAAAAGCGUGGAGUGCCACAAAUACAGCACAAAAGACGUUUUGAAUACAGUAGAAUACACAAGGUAGAACGGAAUCGAAAGCAAAUGAAGGCGACUUCUUACGGCCACGGCGCGUACCAUUCUCUCGAAGACCUUCGCGGUGACUGUCUGCACAUUUGCGACCCGGAUUACAGCGCUGACGCAACGGCGGACUCCGUCGUGAAGCGUGCCGCGACGAACCAUCUGAAGGAGGCAAACAACGCUUUUGUCCUCGGCUUCAACGACCUGACCACUUCGGAUGGAAACUUCAAGGAGGUGCAGACUGCUACCGAUAAGGCAGCGAACCUCGAGAAGGAGCUGGCGGCGCUGCUCAAGGAGAAGGCGCGUCUGCAGGCCACCUGCGAUGCGCGCAAGGCCGCCCAAGCUUCCAUGCUGACAGCCACUCCAGAGGAGACGGCCGCCUUUGUCCCCUACGCGAAGCAGCUAUCGGAGUUUCACGAGCACCUCUCCCUCUGCCACUCCGUUUUCAAGGCGGUGCUGACCAAGAGCGUUGAGGACAUUCGCGACGAGAAGCUGAGCCAGCAGGACCAGCGCUUCACCGAACCGCGCUCGUGGGCCAUCAAGCGGGACGUGUUGUACCGCUCCCUCGAGGCGCUGCGCAAGCGAACACGUGAGCUUGGCCUCCCGGUGUCGACCUACAUGGACGAGGACGAGGAUCUCUACCGCGAGGUGAAGGAGCUCGGUGCAGAGGCCGCGGAGCACGUCCGCCAGGGCGAGUCGAUGCGUGCCGAGCGCGACGAGAAGCUGAAAGUGUUCUAUGCCGAGUGCGCGAAACUGACGGCGUGGUGUCGGCAGCAACUCGUGAACUUAGAGGCGAUGCAGGAGCCGGACCACGUGCAGGAGUACUGCGCCACGUUGGUGGAGAAUUACCCGACGAUGUCGAACAACUUCUCCGUGCUGCUGGAUAGCGUGCGUGAGUUUGUCCAGGCCAACAUGGCGCCAGUGCACGCGGCGUUGCUGGAGGCAGAGGAGGUGUGGCUCUAUCUGCAGGUAUCGUCCCUCGAGCGUCUGUCCAAGACGCUGUACGAGAUCCACCCGAAGUCUCCGCUCGAUGUGGAGGUGGACAAGUACGCGGGCUACCCCGAGCACGCCGCAAAGUUUUUGCAGGACCUCGACCGCUUUGUGCAGGCCCAACGCAACGGUACGGUGGGGGCGAGUGAACUCGACGCGCUGCAGAAGGGCUGCGAUGAGGUUCGCACCACCCUCACCGGGGAGUUUGCCGGCCUUCCAAAGGAGGUGCACAGCUUCGCGCAGCGUGCCCACGCGCUCCGACAGGGCUACCAGUGCUUUCGUGAAGCCGUCCUGAGCCGUCUCACGUACAUUAGUCCCGCCACCAACGUCGUGGUCGAGUCGAAGCGUCGCCAGGACGAGUUCGAGGACAGCGUGCGGGAGUUGAAGACGUGGGCCGCUGAGGCGUCGCGGGGGGAGUCGUGGCGCGACAUCUACAGCAAAAUCUCCGAAAUUAAGAGCCUGAUCAAGAGUGAGCAGGACGCAGUGGCGAACAAGCGGGAGCGCACGAUGGGCUCCACGGGUGUCCACACCCCGCGGUCGGCGCGCACGACCCAGCAACUUUGA